AUGAAUCACAUUAAAGCUUUUGGUCUGGCCAAAUGGGCAACUGGGGAGAAAUUGGAACUUAUAGAAAUGGAGGGGGAAGUUGGUCUCAAUUCAGAUUUAUCUGAUACACUCAUGAUUCUUAAGACCAAAACAAUUAGUUAAUUUCAGAAGAUAGACUCAUUGCCAUCUAAAAAAGGAAGAUGGUAUUAUAUGCCUUUUAAUAAGGAGAUCAUCUAAAUUGUGUUAGCAACUCCAGAUUGUAAUCAAUACAAUAUUGAAAUGCUUAUUAGUGCCAUUUAAUCGAAAAUAUUGAAUGGAAAUGCUAUUCUCAAUGACAAUCAGAGGGAUAAUAUCCUUAAGUUAUUGAUCUAUUUCGAGAGGCAAUACAACAAAGAUCCAAAACAAAUCAAAUAAAUCAUGUAGACAUUGGAUAAUACGAAAUAAUCAGUCUAGCAAAACAUAGAAAAACUAAUCAACAAUAAAGAACAAUUGAGUCAAAUUGAAAGUAUAUCCUAUCUUAUUUUAGUUAAAUCUUUGGAAUUGGAGGAUACAUCAAAAGUCUUUUAUGAUACGGCUACUGCUGUUCACAGAAAGAAUAGAUUGAAUAGAUUAAAAAGAAGAUUAAUUAUUGGAGGGAUAGCAUUUGUAAGUUUAAGUUUUAUUUGUUAUUGGAUUUUCUAUUGA
Paramecium tetraurelia is the source of this 663-nucleotide messenger RNA. RefSeq lists its product as uncharacterized. The transcript has 3 exons. The record is from RefSeq and is a predicted model, not a curated record. Lineage: Eukaryota; Ciliophora; Oligohymenophorea; Peniculida; Parameciidae.